AUGGCUUCUGGUCGGCAUCGGGAUGAUCUAAUUAUUUCGUCUAACUAUGAUCUUGGUAAUUUGUCUUUCAAAGGUAAAACUGGAGAUAUUUUGAAAACUUUACUUAUAUAAGCACAACAACAGUGACCACAUUGUUGGAUAGUAAAUUUCCAGACCCCAUUCUGUCUACCAAGGAUAAAUCGUCACAUGUCGCCCAAACUACGUUGGAAGCUGGCAGAAAGGGUAUGUACAGUGACAGUAUUGAACCUAAUCGUGAAACAGUAAUACCUGUUUAUGACAGCUCAACUGUUUAUGAUAGUUUAUCUCCAGACCAACUACAGGAAUUUAUUGAUGUAUCACACCAGAAGACCUUGGCAUAUGAAUUAUCCCUUGCCCCAUCUAUUGACAGUUCAACCCCUUUUAAGCCACAACCUGUCAAAAUCAUCAACCCUGAACCCUGUACAAGAACAGUUUAA
Paramuricea clavata is the source of this 455-nucleotide messenger RNA. NCBI's taxonomy places the organism in Eukaryota, Metazoa, Cnidaria, Anthozoa, Malacalcyonacea, Plexauridae. The record is from the annotation of a GenBank genome assembly.